Molecule: messenger RNA, 1438 nt
Organism: Balaenoptera acutorostrata (minke whale)
Lineage: Eukaryota; Metazoa; Chordata; Mammalia; Artiodactyla; Balaenopteridae
Product: THAP domain-containing protein 1
Exons: 3
Coding region: 428-1282 (284 amino acids)
Molecular function (GO): sequence-specific DNA binding
Source: RefSeq, a predicted model, not a curated record
GGGCUCGUCCCCGGAGUAGCCGCCGGCGCCCCGCCCCGGGUGGCACGUUCUCGGCGCGCGUCGCCGCGGCGGCCUGUCCUCGCGCUUAGGUUCGCGCGCCGCUCGGGGUGGUAGGUUCGGGGCCCAUGGGCGAUGCCUGGAGCCCCGGCGGGUCGUGAGGUCUCCAGACCCGGAGGCAGCUGGGUUUCAUCAGGCGGGUCACGGAGUAGGCAGAUGGUAAUGAGUCUUUAGAAGGGAGGCUGAAGCAGCAGCAGCGACGGAGAAGGCCCGCGUUUCCCUCCCUGCUGGAGGGGGCGUGGGGCGGUCCAGCGUCGCAGCCGUUAGGACUGACUUGGCCAGGCGUCCGGGAGGAUGUUUUGGACCCAGUUUCUAGGACCCCACAUUCAAGGACCAGUGAGUUUCCCAGAAAGUUUCAGGUACUGCCAAGAUGAAGAGCUGUGUUUCGCGCACAGCGGCAGCGUGGGCAGUAGCAGGGUAUAGUGCGUGGGGAAGAGCAGCCUCGGAGGGAACGCGGCCCACCGCCCUCGGGGCUGCUUCAUCCGGGAGGUGCCGCGGCCGGAGUCCUAGGAGGGCCGGUCUUCUCUUGAGAAGAAAACCGCAGAACGGAAUGAUAGUGAUCGUCUGGUGUCUGCACGGUGCCAUUUUCAUUCAGCCAAAUUCAGUGUUCACAAGUUUUACUACGUUAAGAAAAUGUGGCCGUAACUUACGACUGUUUCCUCUUACUCGACCCAGUCUUUGUAAAAAAUGGGAGGCAGCUGUCAGAAGGAAAAACUUUAAGCCCACCAAGUACAGCAGCAUUUGCUCAGAACACUUUACUCCGGACUGCUUUAAGAGAGAGUGCAACAACAAGUUACUGAAAGAGGACGCUGUCCCCACAAUAUUCCUUUGUACUGAACCACAUGACAAGAAGGAAGAUCUUCCGGAGCCCCAAGAACAGCUUCCCCGACCUCCUUCAACACCCCCCGUUUCCCAGGUCGAUGCUGCUAUCGGGUUACUCAUGCCUCCUCUUCAGACCCCUGAUAACCUCUCCGUGUUCUGUGACCACAACUACACUGUGGAGGACACCAUGCACCAGAGGAAGAGGAUUCACCAGCUCGAACAGCAAGUAGAGAAGCUCAGAAAGAAGCUCAAGACCGCACAGCAGCGGUGCAGAAGACAGGAGCGGCAGCUGGAGAAGCUGAAGGAGGUCGUGCACUUCCAGAAGGAGAAAGACGACGUCUCCGAGCGGGGUUAUGUGAUUCUACCAAAUGACUAUUUUGAAAUAGUUGAAGUCCCGGCAUGAAGAGUGAAAUCUGUGUUGGUGUUCAAUGGGGCAAUACCACCUACCCUCUUCUAGCCUGUAGAGGAGUUUCAUUUGAAAAAAAUUACACUUGGUCACUUGUAUAAAAACAAUUCAGAAUAUUUUUUUAAAAGAAUAAAUUAGAUAUAUACUGUAAAA